ACUCUUUAAACCCUAAAAGCAAAACAUCAUUUAUUCCUUCUUUCUCAUCUCGACGACUCCAAUAUUUCUUAGGUUUCGUUCUCCACCACCGUACCACCACCGCAACCACCUCUCUAGCCAUGGGUACUGAAACCCUAAAACCAGUAACAAAAAUAAUCCAACACCUAGCUUCUUGCAACAAAUCAACAAGAGAUAAAGCAAUCAAGCUUCUAAAAUCAUGGUUCCCGUCACAACCAGAAAUAUCAGAUGAGCAAAUGAGGAAAAUCUGGAAAGGAUUAUUCUACUGCGUAUGGCAUUCAGAUAAACAACAAGUUCAAUUAGAACUUAUUAACAACCUCUCAUCAUUACUGGUAACUUUUGAUGAUCUUAAUCUCUCUGUUCAAUAUUUCGAGGUUUUCUUGGUUACUAUGCGUCGUGAAUGGAGUGGGAUUGAUUAUUUGAGAUUAGAUAAGUUUUAUCUGUUGAUUCGUAAGUUUCUGUAUCAGUUUUUUAAUCUUUUGAAAAAGAAUGGGUGGGAUAUCGAGGUAAUGGAGAGGUUAAUGGGUGUUUUGGAAGUGAAAACUUUGUUUAGUGCUGAUGGGUAUCCUGCACAUGGUGUGAAUUAUCAUAUUUGUGAGAUCUUUUUUGAAGAGUUGAAGGCUUUUAUACCUCUUAGUCUGGAUGUUUUUAAAUUUGAUGUGUUGGUGAAACCGUUUCUUUUAGUGUUGAAGAAAUCUACUGAUAAGAUUUUGUUGAAUAAGAUUAGAACUGGUAUGUUUGAGUUUUUGCUUAGACAUGGAAAGAAACUUUUGGAAUUUAAGAAAUCCAAUGGUUCGUCAGAGAAUGUGGAGGCUGAAGUUGAGUUUUUUGGUACUAUUGCAUUGACAUUUAGUCUUUCGGCUAAAUUAUUUGCUUUAGGUUCUUCGGAAGAUUGUCUUCAAGGGAAUAGGAAAGUUUUGUUCGGUUUGCAUGAGAAUUUUGAAAAGUUGGAGAAGGAGUUGGCUAAUUCAAAGGUUAAAAUUGGUGCUUUUGUGGUCAAAAAAGGUGUGGAUGAUGAUGAGGAAAUUCCUGAUUUGGUUCCGAUUACUGGCCUUAAAGUUGGUUACGAUGAAGUUAUGGCGGAACAGGCUGAAGUUGAUAUAAAUGGAUCAGCGGAUAAGUCUUCUAAGAAAAAGGGAAAGAAGGCGAAGAAAGAUUCUAGUGGAAAAAGGGAGCAGGCUGAAGUUAUGGCGGAACAGGCUGAAGUUGAUAUAAAUGGAUCAGCGGAUAAGUCUUCUAAGAAAAAGGGAAAGAAGGCGAAGAAAGAUUCUAGUGGAGAGGGUAAGAAAGAUUCCAGUGGAGAGGGUAAGAAAGAUUCCAGUGGAGAGGGUAAGAAAGAUUCUAGCGGAGGUAAAAAUUCGAAGAAGAGUAAGAAGGGGUCAUCUGGUAAAGAUGCAAACGAGAAUGAAGGUACAAGGGACACUUCUAGUAGCAUUAUAGAUUUUAAUGAAACUGUAAUCUCUAAUUUGCAAAUGCAGUUUGAGAAGGUUGCUGCUGAAGUGGGUAUGGAUUUGAUUGAUACAAGCUCUGAAGUUCUACCUACCUUGCCCAUCAAUGGUACUGUUUCGAAGAAGAGAAAGAGAGCAAGGAGUGCUGACAGGAUGAGCUCACUCGGUAAAGAUGUUAGUGGGGGUGGUUUAACUGAGAAGAGUGGAGAGAAGAGCGCUAAGAAGGUCAGGUUUUCCAUGAAGAGCAACAUAGUGUGGAAACCCCAGACUCCUUUACCUCCACAAAGUUUGAGAUUACCGCCAUCUGCGACUCCCAGAGGCAGUGCUCUAAAGAAGGGGUUAUCUCCAGGUCCAAUUAGGGAGAGUGCUCUUGUCCCCAAAAUGGUGAAUCAGAGGCCUAGUACUGUGAAGAAGGUGCGAAAGUCUCCGAAAGGUGCCGCUCCAACUGUGAAACGAUUGAGGAAGAUGAGAUUCUGAUUCAUGCUUUAUAGUUUCAGCCACUGUUUCUGUGUUCCUGUGUAAUCUACUGAGGCAAAACUAUGUGUGAUGGAUGUUAUCUCAGCAGUGAUUCUUUCAUUAAACCAGAAAUAGGUAACACUCUUGAAGUUAGUUUAGUUCCGUUUCAUUUGAUAUUCAUUGUGCUACAUCAUUAUGCAAUCUUAUCAUGCUCCAUGGUUGAGAAAGCACAUAUUCAUGGUAGCUUAGUUCAAAUUAUUCCGUGUUCUAUUGUUGCGGUUCAUAUAUCUAUAUGCUUUUUUUUUU
Molecule: messenger RNA, 2228 nt
Organism: Papaver somniferum (opium poppy)
Lineage: Eukaryota; Viridiplantae; Streptophyta; Magnoliopsida; Ranunculales; Papaveraceae
Product: ribosomal RNA processing protein 1 homolog B-like
Exons: 1
Coding region: 120-1943 (607 amino acids)
Biological process (GO): rRNA processing
Cellular component (GO): preribosome, large subunit precursor; preribosome, small subunit precursor; nucleus
Source: RefSeq, a predicted model, not a curated record